AUGGUGAUAAAUUUCUACAUCUCAGAGUCAGGCUAUAAGCUCGAUAAUAUUGAUUAGAUCUCAAGACCUAUUGAAGCCAUUCCUUACUUAGCAGAUCUCUUCCAAAUUGAAGAUCAUAACAUUGUGCAGGAAGCAGUCUAAUUCGUCAAUGCGAAAGAUGGAUAAAUUCUAGAUUUAAAUGAUCUGAUAGAUAGACCUACUUCUGACACUGAGUAAAUUGAAAAGAUCUAUAUAUUCUGCAAGUAAUCGAAGCUAAACAAAAAUACUAUUCCAUUUCUACUAAAAAAUCAAGUAAAGCAAAUCAACUUGAGAACUGAUAAGCUAAAUAACUUUGAAAUUUAAUAAUUUGCGCAGAGAUACAAGAUCCAGCCAGAUAAGCUUAAAUCUCUCAUAAAAGAUAGUUCUUUUACAAAUAUUUCUCAAUACUAUAAUAACGCAUUAUUGGUUUAAUAAGUUGCUCUUAAAUUUUCAAGGUCAAACUAGAUAAUUGAAAAGUAUUUAAGAAAAAUGAUAGAAUAAGAGGAACUGAUCUCUUCAGAAAAGGUUUUUUAAGCUAAAAUCAAUCAUCAGAUUCAAUUAAUUGACUAAUUUGAUCAAAAUCUUGAAAUUCUUUAGAACAUAUAAAUUGGAUAAAACAGGAAGAUAUCUGACUACUUCAACUCAGAUAAAUUGAAAGAAAAAAGACAUAAAAUAUAGAAGAAAAAUUAAAAGAUGCAAGAAAUGCUUAAUGCAUAUACUACUCUUCUUCAAAAUGGGAGAUAAUAGAUAGAGAAAUUAAUUAAUCCUGUAAUUGAGUUAAGAAAAGAAAACUAAUUUGAUUAGAAGGUCAUGAUAAUUCAGGAAUAAUCUUAGAACAUGAAAGCUUGUAUAUCUAGAAUUGAAGAUUUCUCAAACAAGAUAACAAAUUAGCAUAUUGCCUCUUUAGUAAAAAAUUACAAUGGCUAACCAUUGAUGUUAGCUGAUUUCAUCAAACAAGUUCAUAUUUUGUAGUAAUAAAUAAAUAGCGAGAGUUCAAUGGGAAAAGAUAUAAUAGAAAGGCUAAUCUAAACAAUUAGCUCUUAAGAGAGGCAAUAGCAGGAAAGAUAUAUUGAGCUUAAUAAGUAAAUUAAAGAAUUGUAACAGAAUCUUAUGAAAGAAAUCGAUUAUUCAAGAACUAAAGUGAUAAAAAAGUUGAAGGAGUUUAAUUCAUAGAAUCCAUUUCUUUUACUUCCUAAGAAAUUGCCAGAAUCAUAUAACUUAUCACUUGAGGAGUUGGAAAGACGAAAGACUUUCAAUAUAUUCCUUGCCUAUAUAUGUGAAAAGCUGAGAGCAUUCUCAUAGUAAGAAAGGGAUAGGCGUCAAAAUUUUAAUUAAGCCAAUGGAAUAUAUUUGCCAAAGAGCUUACUUCCUUAAAUAGCUGAUCCAAUGCCAGACUUUACUUUUGUGAUGCCCUCUAACUUCAACCUUGAGAUGCACUCUGAUGAUUUAAAAAAGUAUAAGGGAUCGAUUGAAAGAUUAAUAAUGAAUACCUUUGAAUUGGGGUUCGGAUAAGAAAAGGAAGGGAGAUAAAAUUAGUAGAAUAACCUUGUUAACUAUUAAGAAAUCCAAACGCUGAAAGAAUAAUAUGAAAAGAAGAUUCUAUAGUAGGAUUAGAAAAUAUUAGAAGAUAAAGCGAGAAUCUAAGAGUUGGAAUAAUCUAUUAAGGAAUAAGGAAAGUAUAUUAAAUCUAUCGAGGAGUAUAAGAAAUAUUAUGAAGAUUUGGAAAAGGUGAUCAUUGCACUGAAUGAAUGUGUUUAAAAAGCUGAUUAGGCGGAUAACAAAGAGUUCAAUGAUUAUUAAGAAUAGAUCAAUAAAUUAAAUCAGAUGCAAAUUAAUAAUAGCCUUAGUCAAUCCACCGUUUUCAAAAACUUCUAGCAAAAGAAAUUGAAGGAAAGAUGUAAAUUGAUGAUUCUGUAUGUGGAGGACUGCUUAAACCGUUAUUUGGAGCAUAAAGAAACCCUAGAUGAAUUAAAUUAUAGACAAGAAGCUGUUAAUAAGCUAAUUCAGAUUAUUGAAGAUGUUAAAAUCGUUAUCUCUGACUACAUAUUCGAGUCAGAGACUUAUCAUGAUAAAAAUCAAAUAGAUGAUGAGAUCAGAUUGAAGAUCUAAGAAAGUGGGAUGGACGUUGAUCAAGAUUUCUUCAAGAACCAGGAUGAAAGAGAUCUGAACUAUGAGGAGGAAUACAUUAAAAAUGGAUUACUCAUUAUUAGAAAAAUAAUUAAUUAGAACAUGAUAAAGUACAUAAAAUUAAAGCUAGAGUAUGAUGAUUUCAAGAAGGAUUAGCUUGAGAAUAUCGACAAGGAGGUCAAUUUUCUAUUUUAGGAUUAAACAAAAUGUCUGAAAUAUAUGGAUAAACCUAUGAUCAAAGAUGAGGUCUUAUUUAUUUGCACUGAGGAUUGCAAAUACAGAGCAUUCAUUGAUUAAAAGGAAGGAGAAAUUCAAUACCUCUUGAACUUAAAUGAUUCUAACAUGCUUUUGUCACUAGAUAAAAUACCAAAGAUAGUGAGAGGAAAGAUUUACUCAAUUGAGCAGCUUCGUGACAUAAACGAGGGAUUCACCUACUACAGUUGCCAAGCCAACUUAAAUUUCCUUGGUAAUGAUGUAUGA
Molecule: messenger RNA, 2625 nt
Organism: Stylonychia lemnae
Lineage: Eukaryota; Ciliophora; Spirotrichea; Sporadotrichida; Oxytrichidae
Source: the annotation of a GenBank genome assembly